AUGAGCAACGUUACUACGCCGUGGUGGAAACAAUGGGACCCUGAUACCGUUACAUUAACUGAUACUACACCGGAUGAUGUGUGGAAGAUCUGUGUUUUGGAAGGAGUUUAUUACGGUGAAAACGAAUACAACGGUAACUUAGGUGCCAGAAUAUCUUCUGUUUUCGUUAUUCUUUUUGUGAGUACCUUUUUCACCAUGUUCCCACUGAUUUCAACGAAAGUGAAAAAAUUGAAAAUUCCUUUAUAUGCCUACCUUUUCGCAAAAUUUUUUGGUUCUGGUGUUAUUGUUGCAACUGCAUUUAUCCACUUAAUGGACCCUGCAUACGGUGCCAUCGGUGGUAACACCUGUGUAGGACAAACUGGUAACUGGGGAAUCUAUUCAUGGUGCCCAGCCAUUAUGCUAACGAGUUUGACCUUCACUUUCCUUACUGACUUAUUCAGUAGCGUCUGGGUUGAAAGAAAAUUUGGUCUUUCCCAUGAUCAUACCCACGAUGACAUUAAAGACACUGUUGUAAAUGAUGCGGCAGUUGUUUCGACCGAGAAUGCUACGGCAAAUGGAUCUCAUGACACCAAAAACGGAGUGGAAUAUUUUGAAGAGUCAGACGCUUCAUCCAUGGAUGCAGUUCAAUCAUUCCAAGCACAAUUUUCUGCCUUUUUAAUUUUAGAAUUCGGUGUUAUUUUCCACUCUGUGAUGAUCGGUCUAAAUCUAGGAAGUACUGGUGAAGAGUUUUCCACCCUAUACCCUGUUCUAGUGUUCCAUCAAUCCUUUGAAGGUUUGGGUAUCGGUGCAAGAUUAUCAGCCAUUGAGUUCCCUAGAUCAAAGAGAUGGUGGCCAUGGGCUUUGUGUAUUGCGUACGGGUUAACUACUCCAGUUUGUGUCGCUAUCGGUUUGGGUGUUCGUACCAGAUACGUCAGCGGUUCUUACACUGCUCUAGUGAUCUCUGGUGUAUUGGAUGCCAUUUCUGCUGGUAUCUUACUGUACACUGGUUUGGUUGAACUACUAGCAAGAGACUUUAUAUUCAAUCCUCAUAGAACAAAGGAUUUAAAAGAGUUGUCUUUCAACGUUAUAUGCACUCUUUUCGGUGCUGGUAUCAUGGCUUUGAUUGGUAAAUGGGCUUAA
This is a messenger RNA of Saccharomyces paradoxus, 1119 nucleotides long. RefSeq names its product high-affinity Zn(2+) transporter ZRT1 (gene ZRT1). Gene Ontology annotation, molecular function: high-affinity zinc transmembrane transporter activity. Gene Ontology annotation, biological process: zinc ion import across plasma membrane. The record is from RefSeq and is a predicted model, not a curated record. NCBI's taxonomy places the organism in Eukaryota, Fungi, Ascomycota, Saccharomycetes, Saccharomycetales, Saccharomycetaceae. The transcript has a single exon. Gene Ontology annotation, cellular component: plasma membrane. The coding region runs from base 1 to 1119 and encodes 372 amino acids.